Messenger RNA from Bactrocera tryoni, 4150 nucleotides. Its product is annotated as zinc finger protein 510-like. The transcript has 5 exons. The coding region runs from base 105 to 1982 and encodes 625 amino acids. The record is from RefSeq and is a predicted model, not a curated record. Gene Ontology annotation, cellular component: nucleus. Gene Ontology annotation, biological process: regulation of transcription by RNA polymerase II. Gene Ontology annotation, molecular function: DNA-binding transcription factor activity, RNA polymerase II-specific; RNA polymerase II cis-regulatory region sequence-specific DNA binding. Lineage: Eukaryota; Metazoa; Arthropoda; Insecta; Diptera; Tephritidae.
UAACAGAUUUGUUUACAAUUUGGUCUUAGUUGAGGAGUUUUUAAAUAAAAAGAGUAAAGUUUAUAAAUAUAAGCAAGUGGUAUAAAAAAUUCAAACCAUUAAACAUGGAGAUAGAGAGAAACAAUGCUAAAAUUCAAUGCAGUGAUUUCAAGAAAUGCGGGGAAAUAGCCACAUUGCUGUCGAUUGGAAAGCCGGACUUUUUUUUGAAUUGUGGUUUUUGUGAAUAUACUUUCAUUCAAUUAGAUAAUUUUAUCCGCCAUAUGUAUGAAGACCAUCACAACGAAUUUCCUGGUUAUGAAUUAAAACAAGAUCCCAAUGAAAUGGAAGAAAUAAUGAUGGAGGAAAAGUACAACACAGAGCCCGAAGAAAUCGACGAUUAUAAUAAUACCAAUGAUUAUAUAAUAAAAGGAUUUGAAAAAGUAGAAAUUGAAGUGGACAUGUCUGAAGAACACGUUCCUCUCGAUAUUGGAGACAAUUUUGCAAAAGAAUAUUGGGAUGAAGAGAACCUGCUUGAAAAUAAGAUACACGGAGGUGAAUUCCAAAAAGGAUGUAAUAAGGUGAAAUUGCCCUCUGAAAAAGAAAACACUCGUAACCGACAGCAUACAAAACAACAUAACAACAAGUUAUUAGAAGAUGCAUACAAUAGUGAAGAAACUACUGAUGACUUCACGAUAUCUGAAAAAAUUAUUGAAGUAGAAAGAAUAUCUAAAGUUAAUCGUCGGCGAAAUGAUAAUAGAAAGAAAAACAUAUUAAAAGAUGAUAAAAUCAAAAGCGAAGGAAAUGGUAAUGCCUCGGAAAUUCCACAAGAAAUCGAAAAUUUCUCUUACUUCGAAGAAAAUAGCCAUGUCCUGCCCAAAAAUACACUUGAAUUAAAUAGCAAUCAGCUGACUGGCAAUUCUUACAAAUCAGAUGACUCUGAUGUCGAAAAAGAGUUAGAAGAAACUCAAAUCUCAGAUUCUGGGCAUAGUGAAGAUAAAAGAAACGAGAGUUUAUAUGAAGCACAAGCUAAAUCAAAGACAGCGAUUAUGAAAAUGACGAUAACUACGGAUAUUACGCUAAAAGAUGAGCACUACAAACUUUUGGCUGAAAUAUAUGAGGCGAAUAGGUGCCUUUGGGAUGAAGAGGAUAUCGCAUAUCGGUUUAGGAAUAGGCGUGAGGAAGCAUUAAAAUCUGUACAAAAGGAAUUCACUGAAAAAUCUGGCCUGAACUUGACCUUAGAGGAUUUGGAAAGUCAAAUUGUACAGCUGCGUAGAUCUUGUUCGAUUGAAAAGAGAAAAAAAAUUCAUUGCAAAAGAGACAAGUUAAAGUUCAUACCCAAUUGUCCAUAUUAUCAGCAGAUAGCCUAUCUCGAGGUUGACGUGCCACCUUUCGAAUGCAAAAUAUGUGAUAAGUUACUAUCGGGUUUGGGUCAAUUCAAGGUGCAUGUCGCUUCUCAUGAUGGUUCACUGCCAUUUAAAUGCCAUCUCUGUGGACAUGGCUUUCAGUUAGCAUCUAAUUUAACUGUGCACUUACGGAGGCACGUGCAUGAUUACACGUAUAAUUGUGAGGUGUGCAAUAAGCCCUGCGCCACAACGACCGAAUUGAAAAUUCAUAUGCGUUCGCACACCGGCGAAAAGCCCUUCGUUUGUUAUAUUUGUGGGCAAAAGGCUCGAACAUCUUCCCAACUUUUAGUGCAUACGCUGCGCCACCAGAAUCGACCGCGUCACAAAUGUAAACUGUGCCCUAAAACAUUUUAUGAAACAGGAACAUUAAACGAGCACAUGAGUAUUCAUCGGAAUAUCAGAGACAAAAUAUGCGAGAUAUGCGAUAAAGGUUUCACCAGCAAUAAACAAUUACGCCAGCAUCAGCUUAUCCAUAACGUCGAGAAAAAGUAUGCCUGCAAAUUUUGUGAAAAGCGCUUCGCUCAAUAUGCCGGCCUCAGUGGGCAUAUGAAAACGCAUGGCACAAAAUUAUCUGCGAGCGUUCCUGACAAUUUUUUAUAGGACUAAAAAUUUCUGCGCCUAAACUUUACUAAAUAUGUCUAAGUUUAAAUUAGUAAUAUUUUUCAAAAACAAACUAAAAAUUUAAAUUGAUUAUGUAUCAAAAUUCUCUCUUCCGUUUUUAAUAUAAUAAUUUUCCCAACAGUUGGGUCGUAACAGGAAUGGGUGACAGACUUUACUCCGGCAGAGCGCUGUAGAUUCGGUAAUAUUCUCAAAAAUUAAUUGAAGAAUGUUUUCUGCCGCUACAAUAUUAAGUUUUUUGGCUAUGUAAAGUUUGCGUUUCACUAAAACAGGGGUGACCAAAAAAUUUAACUCCAGAAUCACACGACAACAAUAUCAAUUACAACAACAUUGUUCUCAGGAUAAGAAAAAAUAUGUACUUCGAAUUAAAACUUUAUUACUAAAGCUCCGUCAGGAUCGGAAGGACCUGUCCGAACCGUUCGAUAACAAACGAGGUUUCUAAAAGAGUACAACUGCUGGCAUACGCCGAUGAUAUUGAUAUUGACUCAACAUUAGUUUUGCUUUCUCCAGACUGGAUAAGAAAGCGAAGCAGAUGGGUCCGUUAGUGAACGUGGGCAAGUCGAAAUAUCUAUCCAAGUGUAGAAGAACCUGGCUGCACUUGCUAUCUCGAAUUGGCGUCAAAUUGUUAAAAGAAGCAACAAUUGGCGCGCUGUUGCCAACUCGGCUAUAACCGCGUAGCAGUGUCUACGCCAUUAAAGAAGAUCAAUGUGCAUAUUGUUCUUAAAAUGCUGUUUGUUGUAAAAAAUAUUGUUGGGAAUGUUAAAUUUUUUUCUUAUUUUACACAUUUCAAUUUAAUUAAGUGCAUAGAUCCUUCGGAGAAGUUUUCAUAUUGGAUUCUAUUAAAAUGCAUUUAUUUUACUUUCUCAUAAACGCAUCAGUACUCAGACGAUUAAGCUGCAGCUUUUCUAAAAACUCAUUUACCGCUUUGUAGAUUUCCUUCCUUAUUCCGUUGCUGUUGUUGUCUUACGUAUAUUAGUAUUUUAUUUAAUUUUUGCGUCUACAUCCACAAACAUGAGGAAAUUAUUACUUGUGAUGCAUAGAGUGUAGUUAGUGUUAAAACGAUUUCGUUUAUUUUCUACAAGUGGAAUUGCUUGUACAUCGCUACUUUAUCAAGAAAGAAAUAUAUUAAAUUGUAUAUUAAGUGCUUCGCGUACGAAACAAUUAAGUAGAAAUACUAGGAGACGCACAAAAAAAAGGAAAUUAGCUGUUUUAAAAUUUUGUUUAUCCAUAUUUCAAAAGCAAUUUAAGUCAUGAAUCCGCUAUUCGAAGACAGCUACUAAUUAAAAAAAAAUCAACAUGUACAUCCUGGCCGAAAAUCCACUUUUUAUUUUGUGCUAUACAAAAAAGUUUACGUACACACAACUUCCGCAACUAUUCAUGCUCUGAAAAUCCAACUAAAACAAAUAAAAUGUUCAACGAUACUAUAAAGAUUUAAUAUUUGGCGUAGCAACGUCCUUCACAUCUUCCAUAAAUUCUAUCUGAAUAACUAUCAUCUCGGAUAAUUAUCUUACGACUUAUAUUUAAAGGGGAAUAGAGCACAUGCAUUUGGCCAAAUUAUUAACAAACCGUCAUCGAGUGUAAAGAUAAUUCAAACAUUUGGAAAUUCUGGAACUUUGCAAGUAAAACCACGUUUAGGUUGUUCAAAAAAUUAACAGCCAGCGAUGAACGUUAUUUACUGUGUGUCAUACAUGCACAACCUAAGCAAUCGACUCCAAAAAUACAGUACUAAGUAUUACGCUCAUGAUGGCGUGUCAAAAUGUGGUCCACAAAAAUGGGGUUUGAUGGCUAAAUGCGAGUUAAUUAAAAAAAAAAAAGACACAGACGUGCAGUCCGAAAAUGCUUCGGCCUUUUAUAGUAAUUAAUAUUAAUUUACUCAAAAAAAGUUUAACAUAAUAUUCCAAAACUUUACGGAUACUUUUUUGUGAUUUUUUUUUAUCCUUCUGUUUUUUUAUUACUUUAGAAAAUGAGAAAAUUGUUGUAAAUAUACAUAUAUUUGUAUGUAUGAAAUAUGAUAAUCAAUUUGUGUUUUUAUGUAUAAGAGGGGAUAGAUUUGGUCAAGGGGCUAUACUAGUAUACUUUCAAAAAAAAUAUUUUUUUUUGCUUGUUCGAUAGUUUAUAUUUCCAAAAAUGUCGGCAAGGUUUUUGAAUGG